Molecule: messenger RNA, 887 nt
Organism: Galendromus occidentalis (western predatory mite)
Lineage: Eukaryota; Metazoa; Arthropoda; Arachnida; Mesostigmata; Phytoseiidae
Product: protein KRTCAP2 homolog
Exons: 4
Coding region: 145-576 (143 amino acids)
Biological process (GO): protein N-linked glycosylation
Source: RefSeq, a predicted model, not a curated record
ACCACCGGCAACUGAGCUGGAGAAUUUCAGCUGUCAGAGAACAAUUGCGGGAUAUGUUUUCAAAAUAAGUGUGGAAAUUACGCAUCUCAGCCUGAGGAUCCAGAACAGGGAGAAGAGAAGCGCGAACGAGUCCUCUAGUCAAUCAUGCCUCUGAUGAGUUCACACGGCGCCUCUGCCGCCCUUGCCGCCUCUUUGAGCGUGCUGCUCUUCGCAACGCUCCAAAUGUUCAAGUCGUCGAUAGUCGAGUCACGGCCGAUGACGAUCAUGGGUGGACUCGCGAGUUCAUGGCUCUUCGUUCUGCUGUUGACGACGGUAUCCAAUGCGGAGAUGUCUCUCUUCGGAAGUUCUUUUCAAUGCAAGAUAUUCCCUGAAGUCGCGUUCUGCUUCAUCGUGGCGGUGAUGCUGGCCGCACAGGUCCAUGGGGUCUGCGCAACAACUUGCGCUCCUUUCUCCCUCCUGGCGCUCUAUUAUCUCACAAACAUCUCGGCGAAGACCUAUCCAGGCAACCUCGUGGGCGACGGCCGAGAAAAAGCAACUCGGCAUGCGAAGAAGAAGAAUGCGGACAAGGCUCCCUAAUGUCUGACCCGGAGCUCGCAGAUUACCAAUGAAGCUCAGCUCCGCUCUCGGGAUCGAAGAUCGGAUCUUCUGAUCCUACAGCACACGGUGUCUACGAGCACCCACCUCGGGAGUCGAACGUCACGCUCGCGUAAGGGAGGGAUCUCCAUCGACGUUUCCUCAUUGAUGUCCACGCGGGCGACAAUGAUCACUUUACUAGGUGUUUGUAAAUACAUAUUCGUUUGUCGAAUCAAAACUGAAAGCCCUGAAGUUUUCGAAGCUCAGGCGCACGAUCUCAGACUCUCGGGAGGAAUGGAAUAAAUAUUUGAACG